AUGUUCCGAGUCGGGUCGGGGUCGCGGAUCAAGGAAACUGAACUUCGAGUGUUGAGGGACGAUGACUACUACAAGUGCUUGUGUGGUACUCAUGUGCAUGUAAGUACUGGUUUUUUAAGAGUACGAACGGGGACGUUGGUGAGAAUGUUGGCCAAAAAAAAUUUUUUAAAGAGGGGGGGGGGUGAGUUUUGCAAAAUGGCAAGAACUUUCUUUACAAAACAUAAAAUGGCAAGAACUUUCUUUACAAAAUUUAAAAUGGCAAGAACUUUUUUUCAAAACAUAAAAUGGCAAAAACUUUCUUUACAAUAUCAUUUUCAGGUCGGAACAUUUUUCUUUGCUAUAAUCUCAAUUUUACACUGCACAGUAUGGGCUGUUGUUGGCAUUGGCGCUACGAUAGAUGGAAACGAUGAUAAUGAGAGCAUUUUUAUUUUGACCAUUUUGUCAACCUUAGCUAUGGUACCAAGUGGAAUAUUGCUGGCUGGAAAUCGACUGAAAAAGCCUUCUUUUUAUUUACCGUAUAUUGUUUGCAUGGUGAGUUAUACUGUAAUUUUACAUUAAUUUAGCAGCCCUGGCCUAAAGCUUUAGUCUAGAGUCUUAGUCCAGAGUCCUAGCCCAGAGCCCUUGCCCAGAGCCCUAGCCCAGAGCCCUAUCCCAGAGCCUUAGCCCAGAGUCUUAGCCCAGAGCCCUAGACCAGAGCUCUAGCCCGGAGCCCUAGCCCGGAGCCCUAGUUCAGAGCCCUAGACCAGAGCUCUAGCCCGGAGCCCUAGCCCGGAGCCCUAGUUCAGAGCCCUACCUAUUAUAAUUUUAUACUAGACUAUUUUCAGUUAAGCGUAGUCCUCCUGAUGAUAAUAAUGUGUAUUGCAUCUCUGGUCUGGAUGAUCGGUUUCCUGGCCUUUGGUUACACCCAGUUGCCAACAUUUAUGGACCGAAAACAAGGCGAAGUGACGAAACGAGAGAAGCUUCUAGUCCCACUUUAUUGGCUUGGUCUUUGCUUCCUUACUUAUGUCUACUUUUAUGUGCUUCAGGUGGUGCGAAAAGGCAAGAAAUGGCUCAAGGAACGGUAUGAUGACUAA
This is a messenger RNA of Bursaphelenchus okinawaensis, 1073 nucleotides long. The record is from the annotation of a GenBank genome assembly. Lineage: Eukaryota; Metazoa; Nematoda; Chromadorea; Rhabditida; Aphelenchoididae.